This is a messenger RNA of Mesorhabditis belari, 840 nucleotides long. The record is from the annotation of a GenBank genome assembly. NCBI's taxonomy places the organism in Eukaryota, Metazoa, Nematoda, Chromadorea, Rhabditida, Rhabditidae.
AUGUCUGAAAUCCAACAACUACAACGAGAUGCCGAUCGUCAGAAACGUUUAAUUGCCGCACUGGAGAAUGAAGUUUUUGGAGCAAGACUAGCCGCAAAGUAUUUAGAUAAGGAAUUGGCUGGUCGUAUUCAACAAAUCCAGUUGUUGGGCCGGAACAUGCGCGGCGUUGAGCACGAUCGUUUAUGGAAUCAAUUGGAGGCCGAGAUUCAUCUGCAUCGACACAAAACCGUGAUCAGGGCUUGUCGGGGUCGAGGUCAAACAAAAGCUUUAUCGUGCCCCCGAAUCGAGGACUGCGCCGUGUUGAGGAAAAGGAAAGGAGUCGGAGAGACACGACGAAUUACACUGCCCAAACAUCCACAUGAAGGGUUGGGCAUCUCGAUUACGGGCGGUUCUGAGCAUGCUCUUCCAAUUGUGAUCUCCGAGAUACAACCAGGACAACCAGCUGAUCGUUGCGGAAAUGUGUUUGUCGGUGACGCGAUUCUGUCAGUGAAUGGAAUCGAUAUCCGGAAUGUAAAACACCAUGAAGCUGUCGAGAUUCUGUCAUCUCAGCAAGGCGAUCUCGAUUUGGAAGUGGUUUUUGUGGCUCCAGAUGAGGAUUCGGAUGAUGAGGGAACGGUGAUGAUCGAGGAUACUGAUGGAACGCUUUUCACGAUGUACAACAACAACAACGAUCGCCUUCAUCACUUGAGCGGGGGCGAACGGAUGAGUCGCGAUGGAAGUAGCGGAGUUGCGAGUGGAAGUGAGGGAGGAUCGUCAUCAUCAUCACAUCAACAAUCGAGCUCUCGUUCAUCCACCGCCACAAACACAUCCGCUUCAUCACGUCCAAAUUCGGGGGGAGGG